GCUCGCCCUCCGCCGGCCGGCUGGAGCGGCCAUGGAGGUCUACAUCCCGUCCUUUCGCUACGAGGAGAGCGACCUGGAGCGGGGCUACACGGUGUUUAAGAUAGAAGUGCUAAUGAAUGGAAGAAAACACUUUGUUGAAAAAAGGUACAGCGAAUUUCACGCCUUGCACAAAAAGCUGAAGAAAUGUAUAAAAACUCCAGAAAUCCCUUCUAAACAUGUUAGGAACUGGGUGCCAAAGGUCUUGGAACAACGGCGACAAGGUUUGGAAACAUACUUACAGGCUGUCAUUCUGGAAAAUGAAGAGCUUCCCAAACUGUUCCUUGAUUUCCUAAACGUGCGACACUUGCCCUCGCUACCAAAGGCAGAGAGUUGUGGAUCUUUUGAUGAGACGGAAUCUGAAGAAUCAAGCAAACUGUCCCACCAGCCCGUGCUGCUCUUCCUCAGGGAUCCAUUCGUCUUGCCUACAGCCAGCGAUUUUCCAAAUGUGGUUAUUGAAGGGGUCCUCCAUGGGGUAUUUUACCCCCAUCUACAGCCCAGGUAGAAAUCCUCCACGGCUAGAAGCAGCUGAAGCGGGUUUCACGGAAAUCGAUAUCUGCCAAAUUAACCUAAACUCUAGGACAUAACAGCUCUAGCUCCAGUCAAAUUCACAGCCCCAGCUUAAGGCAGGGCAGGGACAUUUCCAUUAGAAUGGUGCUUUUAAAAAUAGAACCUGAACCUGGGCGGUGCUGAGGUUAAGGCCAAGUGUUUGAGACAUAGAAGGUAACUGCCAAGUUUCGAAACUGUAGGCAAUGGGGGGGAGGGGCAAGUGUAACAAAACAGAAGUUACUCUGUGCUUUAGUUGCACUGUUUGCUGAUUGAACAUCUUACCCGGAAGCACGGCUGAGACCUAUCUGCUUCGGUAGCUUUUUUUGUUGUUCGGAUUUUAGGAUGCCGGUCUUUUCAUCAUGAGAUUUUCUCGGUCAGUGAUAGGUACAUUCCAUGCGAGGGUCACAGAAACAGCCUGUGCUCGAUGUGAGGACGGACCUAACUGGAAAUUAAACUAUGCUGACGAUGUUAGGGCAUUUUUAAGACUCUUGUCUUUGCGAUUCCCACGGCAGUGGAGUUGCUUCAUACCCGGGGCUUAGCUUCUAGUGUCAGGACCUAAGAUGAAAUGGAACGUGGAGAGCAAAGGCGCCUGAUGGGAAAUCUGCGCAUCCAACACAACCAGGUUUUCCUCCGGUGUUGGAAGAAAGGACAGUUUCUUCCAUUGAAGACCAUUUGACAUUGUCUUUGGUGUUCGUUUAGGGCAAUGUUGCCUAGAACCGCAUACCUUUCAACACUAGAAUCAGUCACCCUGCGCUCUCCAGGCUGCUUGUCUUCUGAGAGACGGACGUGAA
Messenger RNA from Neogale vison (American mink), 1376 nucleotides. RefSeq names its product sorting nexin 24 (gene SNX24). Bases 32 to 541 code for a protein of 169 amino acids. Gene Ontology annotation, molecular function: phosphatidylinositol phosphate binding. The record is from RefSeq and is a predicted model, not a curated record. NCBI's taxonomy places the organism in Eukaryota, Metazoa, Chordata, Mammalia, Carnivora, Mustelidae. The transcript has 7 exons.